AAAAAACAACUUUUCAUUGAUUGGGCAGUUGUCCAGGCUCUUAGCUUGGCAUCCAGCCCGCAGAGCUGUGAAAUCAUCCUCACCAAGCCUACGUUUUGAAAUGAGGCAACAUCUAACUGGAAGCCCACUCAAAAUAAGGAGCACAGCGCAAGGGUCCAGGGUCCGGUGUUUCUUCCUUCUCUUAGCCGCACAUCUUUCAUCUGAUCUUGCUGAAGAGAUCGACUCGGCUAAGAAAGAGAUCAGGGACAAGAAGCAGUGCCGAGAAAGUUCCAUGAGACGCUCAGAACUCUCCACCUGAAUACUAAACCUGAAUAACCAGGAGAGAUGGAACUCUCAGGUGUUCUCCUCCUGCCCAUGCUGCAGGUUUUUCAGGUCCCCGCUUAAGUGUGCACUCACAGGCAUAAAUAAACGUGCUACCCACAGCCUGCGUCAGCCAGCCUCGCCAUUUAAGCAGGCUGGCUUCAGCCAAUUUAGCUUCCAAAUCCAGGGCUUGCCAUUGCCACCUCCACCCGUGUCGGGACCAUGUCUGCGGAGACCGCGAGCGGCCCCACUGAGGACCAGGUGGAGAUCCUGGAGUACAACUUCAACAAGGUCAACAAGCACCCGGACCCCACCACGCUGUGCCUGAUCGCGGCCGAGGCCGGCCUUUCCGAGGAGGAGACCCAGAAAUGGUUCAAGCAGCGCCUGGCCCAGUGGCGGCUGUCAGAAGGCCUACCCUCAGAGUGCAGAUCCGUCACAGACUGAGGAGAUGGUGGUCAUUGGCGGCUUCCCUGCAUGAAGACCAUCUGCUGUUUCUCUCCUCAACUUAAUCAAGCUCUUUUGGUUUUUCAGUGUAGUGUCAUAUGCUCCUCUGUUAGCUGUCCUCCUAUUUAACACAACGUUGUAUUUUUUUUUUUAAUGUAUAUAACUAGAAAAGAAAAUAACAAUAGGAAGCUAUGGGCAGCUUCUGUGUAAAGCAGUGGCUUGGCUGGAAGUGGUGUGGCUUGCAUUUCCUUUGGGUCAUGAUGACAGACGGUGUGAAAACCAUCUAAGUUUUCUUUUUGACCAUCACCUCCCAGUAACAAUUUACUUUCACCAUCCAUUUCAGAGCAGACAAGGCCUCUGUUGAAAAGGUAACAUGACCAAGAGGGAGAAACAUUUCCUUCUAAUUCUACUUCCCUAAGUCAUUUUCCUUGUGUUUCAUUUAAUACAUUGAGAUUGAGUGAGAAUACAGACUGAAUUUGAGUUAUUCAGAUUCCAUAAAGCAGUUCCUUGGAUUAUAGCUGAAUUAACUUAGAAAGCACUCAGGCUGGAAGACAGAAACUUCCACUGGCAGAAGAUCAAGUAACUAAGGAAAAAAAUCCACAGAAGUCUUGAAUUUACCUUAUUUAAAUGCAUUUGUUAAAUUCAUUUUGCUAAACAAAAUGAACGGUGUUUUGUCUCUAAAAUGAUUUUCUAAAUAAAACCUUAACAUUUUGUUGAAAA
This is a messenger RNA of Globicephala melas (long-finned pilot whale), 1464 nucleotides long. It is a transcript of the gene HOPX, whose product is annotated as HOP homeobox. Gene Ontology annotation, biological process: regulation of transcription by RNA polymerase II; cell differentiation. The record is from RefSeq and is a predicted model, not a curated record. Lineage: Eukaryota; Metazoa; Chordata; Mammalia; Artiodactyla; Delphinidae. Gene Ontology annotation, cellular component: nucleus. Gene Ontology annotation, molecular function: DNA binding.